Vigna radiata var. radiata (mung bean) is the source of this 1622-nucleotide messenger RNA. RefSeq names its product DEAD-box ATP-dependent RNA helicase 50. Gene Ontology annotation, molecular function: nucleic acid binding; ATP binding. The transcript has 7 exons. The record is from RefSeq and is a predicted model, not a curated record. The coding region runs from base 46 to 1488 and encodes 480 amino acids. Lineage: Eukaryota; Viridiplantae; Streptophyta; Magnoliopsida; Fabales; Fabaceae.
UAUCUAGAUAUUUUUGGUCGAAGAGAGAGGAAGAAGAACAGAGAGAUGGUGGUUGGGAGAGUUGCUGUUCCGAAUCCUCCCUCCGGUCUGUUCCACAAUCCUUCUUCUGCUGCCACCCUCAUACCUCCACACACUCGUCUUCUCUCUUUCUCCGCUUCCGCCGCCUCCUCCUCCGCUAAUCGCACUCGUCACACGUCCACUACAAAAAACGAUUCUCCCUUCUCAACCUUCGGAAGAGUCAAGACUCAGAAACCGAAAACUCUGCUCCACAGAAGCAGGGACCGAAGACGCGUCCUUCAAGUUGAAGAAGAAGAAGAAGACGAUAAUGAUGAUUAUGAUGAUAAUGACGACUACUAUGACAAUCUCGCAGCCCCGAGAGGAAGACCUUCUCAUUCUGGGUCUCGGUCAGGUGGACGAAAACGAGGAGGAUGGGAUAUCAUUCCCAGGUUUCCCUCACAAACCAAAUCAACCACUGACACAAACUUCUUCAGUCUCAAGUCAUUUAAAGAAAUUGGGUGCGCUGACUACAUCAUUCAAUCCCUCCAAAAAAUCUUCUUAACGCGCCCUUCCCAUGUACAGGCCAUGGCAUUUGCUCCUGUUCUUAGCGGAAAGACUUGUGUCAUAGCUGACCAAAGUGGUUCUGGAAAGACAUUGGCUUAUCUUGCACCAAUCAUUCAGCGUCUUAGACAAGAAGAACAAGAAGGACGUAGUCAAUCCUCUUCUCAAGCUCCUAGAGUGCUGGUACUCGCGCCCACUGCAGAGUUAGCUUCUCAGGUCUUGGAUAAUUGUCGAUCCUUGUCAAAAUCUGGGGCUCCAUUCAAAUCUAUGGUUGUCACGGGAGGUUUUCGACAAAAGACUCAACUGGAAAAUUUACAGCAAGGAGUUGAUGUCUUAAUAGCAACGCCUGGCCGUUUUUUGUACCUCAUGAAUGAAGGCUUCUUGCAGUUAACAAAUCUAAGAUGUGCUGUGUUGGAUGAAGUAGAUAUUCUCUUUGGUGAUGAGGACUUUGAAAUGGCUCUUCAAUGCCUGAUCAAUUCUUCACCGGUUGACACACAGUAUCUAUUUGUGACUGCAACUUUACCAAAAAAUGUUUUCACCAAAUUGGUUGAAGUUUUUCCCGACUGCGAAAUGAUUAUGGGGCCUGGUAUGCACCGAAUAAGUUCUCGCCUUGAAGAGAUUCUAGUAGAUUGCAGUGGAGAAGAUGGACAAGAAAAAACUCCUGAUACAGCAUUUUUGAACAAGAAAACCGCACUUCUGCAGCUUGUGGAGGAAAGUCCUGUUCCAAGAACACUUGUGUUCUGCAACAAGAUUGAAACGUGCAGAAAAGUUGAAAAUUCAUUAAGGCGUUUUGAUAGAAAAGGAAAUCACAUGCAAGUUCUACCCUUCCAUGCUGCCAUGACACAAGAAUCACGGCUUGCUAGCAUGGAAGAGUUUACUCGUCCUCCAUCAAAAGGAGUCUCCCAGUUUAUGAUUUGCACUGACAGGUAACUUGUUACAGGGCUUCACGAGGAAUUGACUUUGCAGGAGUGGAUCAUGUCAUACUCUUUGACUUCCCACGUGAUCCAAGUGAAUAUGUACGGCGUGUUGGAAGAACAGCCAGAGGUGCGAAGGGAGUAGGAAAG